Sarcophilus harrisii (Tasmanian devil) is the source of this 2819-nucleotide messenger RNA. It is a transcript of the gene MEFV, whose product is annotated as MEFV innate immuity regulator, pyrin. Bases 119 to 2545 code for a protein of 808 amino acids. The transcript has 10 exons. Gene Ontology annotation, molecular function: zinc ion binding; protein binding. The record is from RefSeq and is a predicted model, not a curated record. NCBI's taxonomy places the organism in Eukaryota, Metazoa, Chordata, Mammalia, Dasyuromorphia, Dasyuridae.
CUUCCUUUAUUUCACAACUUUUUACUUCUCUAAAUCUUAUUCAUAGCUCCAGGGCUCGAAAUUUCUGUUGCCUUACUGAUGCCUGGCUUGUUGGCUCAAGCGGCAUUGAUCCGGUCUUAUGGCAAAGACCCUGAGUGACCACCUCUUGCAUACCUUAGAGAGCCUGGUGGCCUAUGAUCUGGAAAAGUUUAAGUUCAAACUACAAAAUGCCAACUUGGAUAAAAAUAGAGAUCGGAUUCCCCAAGGCAGACUUCAAGAUGCUGAUGGACCAGUGAAGCUUGCUGCACUUCUGGUCAAUUCUUAUGGGGAAAAAUAUGCCGUGAAGUUGACCCUGCAGGUGUUGCAAGCUAUCAACCAAAAUCUCCUGAUGGAGGAGCUCAGAAAAGCAACUAACUCAGAACAUUUGACUCAAGAGAGUGUUAGAGAAAUCUUGAGAAUCCCUACUUUCUCAAGGGAAACAGGAUCUAAGAAACUGGAAACUACUGUUCCUCUGAAAAGAGCAAUAAAGAAUCCAGAUGCUGAUUUGCAGGAUCCACAUGAAGCUGACAUAGCUGGGCUGCAGCUUCCAGUUCUGUCCCACCAGUUGUAUGCUGAACAAGAAUGUCAGAAGAAAUUCCAGUGGGAACAGGAAGAUCAGAGGACUAUAAACAGCUCACAUGUGACUGAAAUUCAGGAGAGACAUAGGAACCAUUCUGUGAAUCCAGAAGGCAACAGAUAUGAAUAUUCAGAAGUUGUCAUCUUAGGGCAAAAAGCAAACAGGAAUCAAAAGCCUUUCUUUUUUUUGGGAGAGAAGAAACUAGAGAAGCAUGGAUUUGGUGCAUCUUUAGGAGAGCAAAAUUACUACUCAAAUCAAAAAUCGGUGAAUAAGAGACCUGGGAAUCCAGAAGUUUCUAUGUUCUUGGAGGAGCAAGUAGUACUCCCUGAAUCCCAGGGGGAAAAAAUACUUGUGAAUAUGGAUACUUCCCUAUCUUCAGGAAAAAAAGAACCUAAGAGUACUGGAAACCAGUGUUUAAAAGAAAAUUCUGAAGAUGUGCUGACACCGACCAGGAUACCCACUGAAGCCUUCAACAUCAGAAGGAGCACAGGAGCUCCUGUCAGAGCAGCAUCCCUGAGGAAAAUGCAGGAAUCGUGUUCGAUUUGUCAGGACAUGGUGCGAAAACCGUCAAGGAAUUCCUGUAGUCACAACAUCAGAUACCAAUGCAAUAAUGAGUAUAAUGUCUGCCUCAAAUGCAAGAUCAUGUUUUCUAAGAAUUUCCACCAUAGCAAGAGUCUAGGAAACAUACCCACUGAUUUCCAGGAGCCAAUGCAAAGUCCUGGUUCCACGCCUCAUUGUGAACACCACCCAAAGCAGCUCCAACAACUGUUCUGCAAGGAUCAUGGAAAAACCAUUUGUCUCAACUGCAGUAUGUCCCCGGAGCACAAAGGUCAUCGAAUACUCACUGUAGAGGAGGUUACUCAAAGCUAUAAGGAACAAAUUCGGAGUCGUCUGGAGCAUCUUAAGAAAGUAAGAGAAGCAGCUAAAGAGAAGAAAUCACAAGGAGAUGAGGAAAUGGCAGUCUUCCUGAACAAGACAGAAACUCAGAAGGAGCAGAUUUUGUCCCGACUGAUGCAGGUGCAUCAGUUUUUAGAGGAACAAGAGCAACUCUUUCUGGCCUGGAUGGAAGAACUAUCCAGAACCAUUAUCAGAAGCAAGGAAGAGUACAACAUUAAAGCAUCCCAGGAAAUCUCCCUUCUUGAAGAGCUGAUGGAGGAAUUGGAAGAAAAACAGAAACAGUCACCAUGGGAACUCCUGCAGGACAUAAGAGUCACCCUGAUGAGGGCAGAAUGGAUGAUUUUCCCUAAAGAGUGGGCUGUGCCUCCUGAGUUGAAAGAGAAAGUCCACAUUAUAUUCUGGAAAUCAGAGUGUAUGCAGAAGAGCAUGAGGAAGUUCAUAGAGAGUCUGCAAUCAGAAAUGGAAAUGUUCAAAAUUUUACAGCUGAGAGAAGUCCAACUGUAUACAGCUAAUGUGACUCUGGAUCCGGAAACAGCACAUCCUCAACUUAUCAUAUUUGAUGAGCAGAAAAGUGUGAGACUUGGGAAGAAAUGCCAGAAGUUGCCUAAUGUCCCACAAAGAUUUGAUAAUUCUCUCUUUGUUCUGGGAUCUCCAAGUUUUGUCUCAGGGAAACGGUAUUGGCAGGUAUACGUGGGAGACAAGACUAUGUGGACAUUGGGAGUUUGCAAAAAUUCUGUGAACAGGAAGGGGAGUAUAGCCUUUUCACCAGGAAAUGGGUAUUGGUUGGUAAUGAUGACAAAGAAGAAUGAGUACAGUGCCUCCACCGUUCCACCAACCCCACUCUAUUUGGGAGAGCCCCCAAGAUGUGUGGGAAUUUUCCUGGAUUAUGAAGCUGGAGAUAUUUCCUUUUACAAUGUGACUGCCAGAUCCCACAUAUAUACGUUCCCUUUCUCUGGUUCUUCCUCUGAUCCUCUUCGACCUGUCUUCAGCCCUGGUUUGCAUGAUAGAGGCAAAAACACAGAUCCUCUGUCCAUCUGUCUAUUGAGUAGAUAGAAUAAAAGAAGUUUAUCUAGCAUCCAUGCUAUUGAACAUGAAUCUACUCAGGUGAGCUCAUGCUCUCUAUAACAUUUUAAAAUCUCAUUUACGGAGUAAACACACAUAUCUUACUUUGUCUUUUGGUUAUCACUAUACUUGCUUUUAAUCCUCCUCCUAGACUUUAUACUCUUUACAGGCAGAAACUCUGUCCUAUUCAAUUCUAUAUUCCCCAUAGCACUGUGAAUAAAGACUUGUAUAGUUGUUGGUGCUAAAUAAAUGUUUGUUGAAUAAA